Messenger RNA from Naumovozyma dairenensis CBS 421, 1539 nucleotides. RefSeq names its product F1F0 ATP synthase subunit beta (gene ATP2). Gene Ontology annotation, molecular function: ATP hydrolysis activity; proton-transporting ATP synthase activity, rotational mechanism; ATP binding. Gene Ontology annotation, biological process: proton motive force-driven mitochondrial ATP synthesis; proton transmembrane transport. The coding region runs from base 1 to 1539 and encodes 512 amino acids. The record is from RefSeq and is a predicted model, not a curated record. The transcript has a single exon. NCBI's taxonomy places the organism in Eukaryota, Fungi, Ascomycota, Saccharomycetes, Saccharomycetales, Saccharomycetaceae.
AUGGUACUACCAAAACUAUAUACAACUAGUACGAGAGCCUCGGCGACUCAACUAGCCAAGAAUCUUAUGAAAAGGUCAACCGUUUCAACGAGAUCAAUGGCAACUGCAGCUUCCACUUCAGGUACUGUCGGUAAAGUCAGAGCUGUCAUUGGGGCUAUCGUUGAUGUUCAUUUCGACCAAGGUACAUUGCCUGCAAUUUUAAACGCUCUGGAAAUUAAGACUCCAGAAGGUGGCAAAUUGGUUCUUGAAGUCGCUCAACAUUUAGGUGAAAAUACCGUGAGAACCAUUGCUAUGGACGGUACUGAAGGUUUAGUUCGUGGUGAAAAAGUUUUUGAUACAGGUGCUCCAAUUUCUGUCCCCGUCGGGAGGGAAACUUUAGGGAGAAUCAUUAACGUUAUCGGUGAGCCAAUUGAUGAAAGAGGUCCAAUUAAUUCUAAAUUAAGGAAGCCAAUUCAUUGUGAUCCUCCAUCAUUUGCUGAACAAUCUACCGCUGCAGAAGUCUUGGAAACAGGUAUUAAAGUCGUUGAUUUAUUGGCUCCUUAUGCAAGAGGUGGGAAAAUUGGGCUUUUCGGUGGUGCUGGUGUCGGUAAAACCGUUUUCAUUCAAGAAUUGAUCAAUAAUAUCGCUAAGGCUCAUGGUGGAUUUUCUGUCUUUACAGGUGUCGGUGAAAGAACAAGAGAAGGUAACGAUUUGUAUCGUGAAAUGAAGGAAACUGGUGUCAUUAAUUUGGAAGGUGAAUCUAAAGUCGCAUUGGUCUUUGGUCAAAUGAAUGAACCACCAGGAGCUAGAGCUAGAGUCGCUUUAACAGGGUUAACUAUCGCUGAAUAUUUCAGAGAUGAAGAAGGUCAAGAUGUCUUAUUAUUUAUCGACAAUAUUUUCAGAUUCACACAAGCUGGUUCAGAAGUGUCUGCCUUAUUAGGUCGUAUCCCAUCUGCUGUCGGUUAUCAACCAACUUUAGCCACCGAUAUGGGUGUCUUACAAGAAAGAAUUACUACAACAAAGAAAGGGUCUGUCACAUCUGUGCAAGCUGUCUAUGUUCCAGCCGAUGAUUUAACGGAUCCUGCUCCUGCGACAACUUUCGCACAUUUAGAUGCUACAACUGUCUUAUCGAGAAGUAUCUCCGAAUUGGGUAUUUACCCAGCUGUCGAUCCAUUAGAUUCUAAUUCUAGAUUAUUAGACGCUGCUGUCGUUGGUCAAGAACAUUAUGACGUUGCCACUAAAGUACAAGAAACUUUACAAGCUUAUAAAUCGUUACAAGAUAUUAUUGCUAUUUUAGGUAUGGAUGAAUUGUCAGAACAAGAUAAAUUAACCGUCGAAAGAGCAAGAAAGAUUCAAAGAUUCUUAUCUCAACCAUUUGCUGUCGCUGAAGUCUUCACAGGUAUUCCAGGUAAAUUAGUUAGAUUGAAAGAAACUGUGGCUUCAUUUAAAGAUGUCUUAGAAGGUAAAUACGAUGAUUUACCAGAAAAUGCAUUUUAUAUGGUUGGUGGUAUUGAAGAUGUCGUUGCUAAAGCUGAAAAACUAGCUGCUGAAGCAAAAUAA